CGGUGUAGUAAUGUGGGAAGGGAGAAAGAAAAAACAAGAUUAACGAAGACAGGAGAGACAGUAUGCAUAAUAUGCAUUUCUUAUUGACACAAGGUAACAGUCUAAUCCGGAGGCAGCUGUAUCUGUUAAAGAAAUCGAAAGAAACUGGAUGAACAAGGGCGCUUUUUGUGGUUACUUCGUGGCCAGAGCAGACCAUCUCGCAUCAGAUUCGCCCGCCAUUCGAGAUGUUUCGACGUGCACGCGCUUCCGCGCCAACUUUUAGUUCUCAGGCCUAGUAGAGACACGCGCCAUCGACGAAUAUAACUCGACGCACUUUAUACAAAAGGAUGUAGACCUGAUAUACCCUAAUGUGAGAGGGUCAGAAGCUAUCCAGAUGACUUAAUUCCCAUGGCCGAUACAGAGAAACAGGGUGCAAUGGUGCUUCAUGAAGAGGGCGUGACUGCCCCAACACUGGCACCUCCCACAACCACUCCGCCUUCCAUUUUUGUUGUUUUAAAACAGUUGCAAUCUAGCGAUAGUGGGAAUGACAAGGCCAAACUAAUGGCAAUUAGUGAGGCAAAUAAAAUAGGGAUAUCCUCAAUUGGCUCUGCUGUGACAGGCAUUCAACCAACAUCCUCCACAUUUGCAGACACUAACAGCACCACACCAUCUGAGAACUUACCAGCAGAUGCUAGAUGUAGAGGCAUCACUGUUACCCUGGAUAACAACAAUAUGUGGAACGAGUUCCAUAGAUGUAAGACUGAGAUGAUUCUGACUAAACAAGGACGUAGAAUGUUCCCCUAUUGCCGGUUUCGUCUCUCUGGAAUGGAACCUUUUCAGAAUUAUGUUUUGGCAAUGGAUAUUAAACCUGCUGAUAACUGCAGAUAUAAAUGGAGUGGCAAAGGAUGGGAACCCAAUGGGAAGGCUGAGCCGCAUAUUUCACGGUUGUUUGUACACCCAGAAUCCCCUGCUAGUGGCUUACAUUGGAUGCAGUACCCCGUUUCAUUUUACAGACUGAAACUUUGCAACACCUUGGAUCAAGAGGGCCAUAUUAUUUUGCACUCAAUGCAUCGGUACCUUCCUCAAAUUCAUAUUAUACCUGCAGACAAAGUCAGUAAAGAUGUUCUAAUUUUGGACAGACCCAAUGUUGUAACUCUCAGUUUUGCUCAGACUGAGUUUUUUGCAGUCACAGCCUAUCAAAACCUUUGCAUCACCCAGCUCAAGAUUGACUACAACCCCUUUGCCAAAGGUUUCAGGGAGGAUGCGGUCAAUGCGCGAUCAUCUAAGGCCAAGAAUGGAUUGUCCACUGAUGAAACAGAGAGUGAGCUCAAGCUGAGCAAGGAGAUGACAACCUUAAAUAACUUGAAAACACUGUUCAUGAAGAGAAAAGCUUCUGUAAAGGUCAAUGUGGAUCAAAACGUUCCCAGCCCUACAAAUGGGGAAAAGAAAGUUGUUAAUGGUGCUGCGCCAGCUGUAGACACAAAUGUUCAAAGUUUGUGUAAGAAGCGGCCAUCGUCAUUGGCAUUCUCAGACUUCAUUAAAGGCGCUCAUGUGAAAGUCAAAAGGUUAUCACUUGAGAAUAUCAACAAAACUGGUCUGGCCACGCAGCCAUCAACUGCUUGCACAAGUAAACAAAAGGAGGCAAUUGAUAUAUCAUCCAAAACAGAAAAUUCAUUGCAGAUUGAUCAAAAAGAUGGAACUGUUACAGGCGAUGUUCUCAAAUGUGAAAGCACAGACACAUCUUCAAGAAUGGGUGUAUUAAAAGCAAAUGAGAUUAAAAAAGAAAUUGACGAACACAGUGCUGACAAGAAUACAUUGAUAUUAAGUGACCAAAAUCUAUCCUGUUCGGAUGAAAAAAAAAUGGAGACAGUUUCUUCACUAAGUACUGAAGCCAGGCCUGAAGCAAAAAUAAAGAAAACCUUACCACACAAGAGACCAGAACGUGUGCCCCUGCCUCUCCUUGCUAAGUUUCUAAAACAGAGAAGACCUAGUUUGCCCAAACCUGUCUCUCACAGCUCACUCUCAGAUUCUGAAAAGUCCUGUGAACCUGUCCAAACCUCUGAAAGCGCAUCUGUCUUAAUGUCUUUUGUACCUUGUGUUACUACAAACCUUGAUUCACAACCAGCAGUUACCUCAUUAUCUCAGAAAGUUACAUCAUCAACUACAGAUGCAAGCAACAUAACAUCUCUUUCCACUACGUUAUCAUCUUUAUCAACAACUGUCCCCCUUAUACCAUCGGAAACACAAUUAUGUGAUAGAUUUUCAGCUUCCCCAGUUGGCAGUGAUCCAUUCAGUGCCCCAAACACUACCUCUCCCUCGAAACCUAAUUUUAACCCAACACCUGACAUUUCUAAUAACACUGAUGCCAUUUUUACACCAGAUCAUGAUAACACACACAGGUCACAGUCAGACAUUUCAUCUGAUUCAACAUGUGAUGUGCAUGACAGCUGUCCACCAACAGUUAACACUGACACUGUUGAAACACCAGUCGUCCCUUCUCCCAGGUCAGUUUUUGAUAUACCAUCUAGUACAGAUAAUGACAUGAACUCUUACCAGGACAUUACCUCAAUGCCUGAUGUAGCUGAGGGUGAAUCUAUUUCUGAUUGUCUUUUAGACAGUUCCACGGGCUCUUGUCCUGAGUUUUUUUCUGAAGAAAUCCCUCCAAACACACUAUUCACAAAUGAAGAUUCACUUUCCUUGCCUUUAGAUGACCCAUCCUCGCCAGCUUUUUCCUUACCUAGCCCGGCUCCCUCCUCUCCUGACCCAUUUCCACCAAGUUUAUUCUGUGAUAGACCAGUACCUCCCAGAAAAGCUCUUGAUUCAUUUCCAGAGAGGCUAUUGGAUUGCACGGCUUCUUCUGCUCGUGACCCGUUCCCACUUGGUUUUUUCAAUGACAGGCCUGAACCUCCUAGACAGAUCUUUGAUCUUCCAGAUAGACCACUCAUAGGAACUUUAGCUUCAAGAGAAUCAUUAUCAUCAAGUGUCAACAAUGGGCCUGAACAUCCCAUGGAAACAAGUGACUUGUUUUCUCAAACUCACUGCUCUGAUAGAGCAAAUUCCCUUAAUGAUUUGGAGUCAGCUGCUAGUUGUGAGACUGCUGUUUCUGACAGCAGUAUUUCCAAACCAACUAAACCGUCACCUCAUGAAAGCGGUUGCAAAAAAUACAAGGCAAAACAGAAAAAAGUAGGAACACUGAAGUUGGGUGAACAUAAUGAAGUAUUCGUUGGACCUGUACCUGUUCCAUUGCAACCCAGCCUGGAGGAUGUCGAAGGCCAACUGUUUGUCUCAUUCAUGUCAAAGAAAGCUCUUCGGAUUCAUCUUGGAGAUGAUGAUAAACCAGAGACGGCACAACAAAACACAGAUAAUCCAGAUGGCAACAAUGAAGAAGAUAUAGAGAAAAAGAUAGAAGGGCUAGAAAAAGUCCUUUUCCAUGAUCUGAAAUUCAUGAAGAACAGACAGGUCAUUCAUCCUGUGCUACAAAAAGUUGGAUUGAAGUUGAAUCUGCUUGACGUCACCCUGGAAAUUGAUCUGCAAUAUUUGGGUGUGCAGUUACCCAUACCCCCACCUGCUCUCUUACCUGAAGAAACAUCAUCUCAAGCCCAGUUUGUUUCAAGGACAGGGAAAACUUCUGACUUCACCCAAAUUAAAGGUUGGAGAGAUAAGUUUGCUCCCUCUGCAUCCCUUAGUGAAGGUGUGUCAAGCACAGAUGCAGGACAGAGCAACCUCUCUGCAUUUUGUAGUGAUAUGUUGGAUGAGUACCUGGCCAGUGAGGGCAAAUUGAUUGAUGAACGAGCUGCCGCCUUAUCACAGGCUGAUUGUACCCCUGUAGCAUACCAGCUACCCACUAAAAGCACUAGCUACGUUCGCACCCUGGAUAGCGUACUUAAGAAACAAGUACCUGCUACCAUAACCACAACAACCAAUAAAGUCAAGCCAACAUUUAAGUCAAAAGUGGAAAAUAAAUCUAAAAAACCUCUGAAGUCUGGUAAAGGAAAGCAAACAAAACCAAUCAUUUCUGACGCUAAAUCGUCUUUGUCCAUGAAAAAGCCACAACAGAACAAGAAAUUUAAAAAUAAGAAGGACUUUAAGAGUUUGAGUCCUGAAAAGCCUGUUGUGGCCCCAGUGGCAGCUUCUAAUAAGACUCCCAAAGGUGAAAAAUCUGGCUCCACACCAUCGACUUGUGCAGGUGGGCGUAGUCCAGGUUUGCCUAAGACUCUGGUAAAGCUGAUGGAUGUGGAAGAUGGAGCAGUGUGGGAAGGCAGACAUCGUUCCUAUAUCACAGAAGAAAGAGCGGCCAUUGCUCUAGCUACACUUGUCACUGCUGAGGGGGUAUCUACCGGAAGUCCUGAUGCCAUCAGAAUUAUAAGACGUCGUGCACCACCGUGCCUCAAUGUAUUCUGUAGGCUUGGUUGCGUGUGUGCCAGCCUUGUUCAUUUGAGGCGACAUCAUCACUGUGGAAAGCCACAGUGCAUGCUGGGCUGUAGCUGCCUACGGCGCAAAGUUGUUGCACUAAAGACUCCCAAACAGGAGGAAGGUACAGCCGAUGAUUCUGAACCACAAGGAAUGUCAGAAGAAAACAAGGCUAAAUGGAGAAAGAAAAACAAAAUGAGGAAAACAUAUGUUUUGACAGAUCCAGAAAUAGCACCUGAACCAGCAAAGCGUGUGAGUACAUUAUGGGAUCGGACAAGAGGAAAUUUUGAUAGAGAGGUUCUUUACUGUCCUCCUCCUCCGAGAUCUCCACUGCCGCAACUCCUAUCUCAAGAGCUUCAGCAUGAUCUGGAAAGCUUUCUCAGUCCUUCAAAACAAAAAAGGGUGGAAGAGGUAAAUAAGAGUUCUAGUAAGGACAAUAUCGAGAUCAACCUGACAUGUGCUCGUUCUCGACCAUUUUACUCAAACUGUCAUGAUAAACCAAAAACGGAUGACAACAAGCACCACAUCUCUCAAGUCUCUACACCAGAUAUCGAGGAGGGUGAGCUUGUACCUCUAAAUUUGUCUGGCCCCGCUAAACGGCUUGAGAUGAUGUCUGAAUGCACUUGGACUAGUACAGACAUGAGAAAUAACGUUAUGCGGAUUGUGUGUGAGCAUAUGGCUCAAGAUCGUUUGAAGCAGCCUUUCUGGAUUGGCAAGUACUUCGUUAAGCCAAUCUCCAAGAUUCUUGAAGAAGAAGAAAAUGGGUCUGUUGAAAUAUACAAAGUCAUCAUCUCUCAACCAGUGGAGAAGAAGACAGAAAAUGAAAAGGUUACACUAAAAGAAGAGGAGUUGAAAAAGCAUGUACAGAAGAGUGAGGUGAAAGGUUUGCCCUUUCUCUCUAAGUGUUGCCCUGCAGGCUUGCUCAAGGCUGAGAAAAAAUCACCAGAUGCCCCAGGCCAGAUAAUGGUCAAUGGAAAGCCUUAUCCUCAAGCCAAGUUAGAGCUGGGGCAUAUGGGAGCUUUGCACCCAGCCAACAGACUGGCAGCUUACAUCACAGGGAGGAUAUGUCCAACAGUAUCAGCCAUUACAAAGCCUUUGGUCACAUCCGUUCCAUCAUCUACUGGGACUACAGUAUCUAUAGUUACCUGUACACCUGCUUCAACAACCACAUCUAUAAGCAAGUCUGUGGCAGCCCAGUCCCCAUUGGAAAAGGUUUUCAGCCAGUUUGUGGUCAACCAAAUCAACUCUCAAAAUGUGUCCAACACUAGCACCUCACAUUUACAGCCUUCUGUUCCAAAAAUUGUCAUCCCCUCUCCCUUGUUGAUGAUUGGCAAAGAGUCUGGGGCUCCCAGUGUGGCUCUUUCUUCUCUUAAAGCUGGCCUGGUUACUCAGGUGUCUGAGUCCUCAAAUUCCACAGGUAGCACCACUUUUCCCACUGUAUCAAAUGUCCAGGUCCCUGCCAUCACCAUCCUCACUAAGUCACCCAGCCUGCCUCUGGGUGGGUCUACUACUACUACUACUGCAUCUACUCCUGGAUUGACUUCUCCCACUAAAAAGACUGUUUACAUAACUGUUGCAUCCCGAAAUACAGGCCUCACCAAUAGUGGUCCUCAGAUUAAAAAAGUUGUCACACCGACUGGUCCCCCACAGACCUCAGGCCAAAAGAUGUUGCUUCAGGUCGUUAAAACAGCUGAUGGCAACACCUUAUAUCGUAAUUCUAAUGGCCAACUCAUGCAGCUGGUGCCUUUAAGUCAGAUCAAAGCUCUCAAACCCAACCUCCUCUCUCAAGGCCAACCAACCAUUAUCCGAUUGCCUGCACCACCUACAGUGACUACGAACAAGCCUCAGGGAGGCAGUGCCACCAUAGUCACAUCUUCCAUCCCAACAACACAAACACUAGCAAAGCCUAGUGGUACAGUACCAGUCUCUACAUCUUCAUCUAUGGGUGGCAAGUUAAUUUCACUCCCUUCAUCCAAAUCAGUCUCCUUGAGCAGCCUUCCUUCUACCCUUAAAGUUGUCCAGGGUUUUCUGGGACAGUCUGGCACUUGCACAUUAAGAAUUCUCCCACCAAAUACUCCAACUUCCUCCACUAUCCUCUCACAGAGUGGCCUCACAUUGUUAAAGUCUGCAAGUUCUAUGCCGCCAAAACAAGACUCGGACAAGUCUGAGACCAAUGUUUCUUUUAGCUCACAAUCUACAGAGAAGACUGUCAUUCCAGUCUUGAAGCAGUCUACGGUUGAUCCUGCUAAACAAAAUAGCAGUGAUAAUGCUAAUGUGAAAGAAAAACAUUUCAACAAGGAACCAGAUCCUGAAGAGAGAGAGAUUGGUUCAGACUCAACAGAAUUAACUGAUGACUCUGACCUAUACAGUGACGAUGACCAAGAGGAUGCAUCUUGUAUAAGCGCUUCUGAUAGAGAGGAGAAGAUAGAGGAUACAGAUGGUAUGGACACUGAGAAGAAAGGUUAUGCAGAGAUGGUGGUUGACAUUGAGACCAUUGAAGAGUCUGCAGAGCAAAACAGAAUUGCAAAAUUUAGGGCAUCUGCACAUCGACGUAACCAGAAGCGCAUUCAUGAUGAAUUGUUGGAAGUAAGGGUCAAGAGGGUAAGACAGGAGAGAAAGAGGCGCCACACACUCAGUGAGUGCUUUAUUAAACUUCAGGGGACUCUGGGACUGUCUUCAAAGAAAUUUGAAGUGUCCAGGAUGAGGAUCCUCACAAAGGCUAAUAAAGAAGUUGAGUAUCUGGUUAAGCUGGAGGACUACUUGGUAGAAAAAAAAGCGAAGCUGCAAUUUAAGAAAGAGCGUUACAUACAGACACUUUCACAAUUGUGUGAUAAGAGUACAGAGUCCAUUGGCCUGAAGCUUAAUGAAAUCAUUUCUAAACAAAAAGCCCUGGAGGCCCAGUCUAAAACAAAAGAGAUGAAUCCCAAGCCCAUUCAGGCUAAAUGCAAAGCUAAACCCAAAUCCAAACCCAAAUGCAAAUCCAAACCCAAAUCUAAAGUAGUUGAUGUUUGUGGUAAACAGAAAAGUUUAGCAGUCCAGAAAAAAGUAAAAGAUGUUCCCAAAGCCACCUAUUCUCCCUCCAAACCAAUAGACUUGAGUAUUAAAAAACAGAAAAGUCUGGAAACGACUGAAAGUGUUCCAAAAUCCACACCAUCAGUCUCAGUGCCUGCAGACCUUGAUUGUAGUAAAAAUACUCUUAAAAUUCUGGAUACUAAUACAGCAAUAACUACAUCAACACCUAUUCAACCAUCUUUCAACUCCACUUUAGUCAUGAAACCAGUCUCUAUCCCAAGUCCUGUUAAACAUCCUCCAAUCACACGUGAGAGAAUGCGGCCUAACAUUCUUUCACGUGCCUCAUCUCAGGCGAUGCAAGGAUCUCCAGUCAAAGAGUCUCUUUUAACUAAUGUGUGCAUACCUCAAGUAUUACCUCUGAUGAAUACUAUGGUUCCAUGCAAUCAAAUCAUAACCAUAAACAACUCACUUCAACCGAUUGGCAUCACCUCAGUUGGACAACAAUCAUCUACACCAGGUGUAGCCUCUGUGUCUAUAGUUCCCACACUAUCUCACCCGCUUCGAGUGGAAAAUGCUCUUCCUAUGUUGCACCCUCAGUUUAUUAAAAUCACAAACAGUCCUGUUAAUAUUAACACGAAAGUGGAUUCUGCAAGCCUUCCAAAUAUCAGCAAUGUUAUUUCUCUGGCGGAGAAUCUAGUAGUACCACGGAAAGUUGGGGAAGAUAAACCUGUUGUCCAAGCACAGCCAACAUCUGUGGACAAUCAGCAGAAUUCUUCCGAUGAUAAAAUUCCUGAUUUGAAGCAAAAGACUGAUGAGGCUCCAUCCAAGGAUGUAUCCAAACAAUCUGUCGUAGAAGAUCAGAAAGUUGCAUCUGUACCUAAGUCCAACCCAGAAGAACCGGAGAAUAAGAGUCCCGAUGACAGCGAUGAUCCGGAAGAUGAAAAUCUAUUGUCUUUGCUGGAUGAACUUGUUCUUCUUAGCCAACAGUUGAAUAAUGAAGAUGAAGAUCAGAGAAUUGCCGUGCCAGGCGAUGUACAGUCAUGUUCUGACAAACCGGAAGAUCCAGAACCGGCAGACGAACGUGCUCUAAGUCCUUUGUUCUUAACUCUAGAUGAAGAUCUGAUGUCCCCAGACUCUAAAGAUGAAAUCGAUAUCCCACCCAAAGUGGAUGACCUGGUCAAAGUUAUCUUCGGGUCAGAUUCCCCUUCGGUUUCAUCUGAAUCUGGGGUUGCACAGUCAACAAAUGCUUCGAGCCCACAUGCAUCAACAUGCAACGCUACAGGUGAUGGACUUACUCCCCCACCUCUGUUGCACAUGAAAGCUGCAUGUGAAGCUGCAUCAGGCCAAUCUGCCAAUGAGGGAAACAGUGUGACAUGGCGGCCUAUGCCUAAACUGGUUCCUCUAGGGUUGAAAGCUCAAGAUGCUGGUAAGGUAAUCAAUUCCUCAGUCCCCAAUCUGGAUUCAAGUGAGCAAGAUACACCACAAAUGUGAUCUAUCAAUCAUUGAAUCAGGUAUAGCUGCUACUCAUGUUGUUUAAUGUACAAAAUAGGAUGUUUUUUAAAUGUAUUUAUUUUUUUGUUUGCUGUGUCAGAUGUGCUGCCAUGGGCACCACAUAUUGUGCCUCUGGUAUAUCCAAAGACGUUUAGUCCAUUUUACUUUAUAAUUUUGGUGUUGUUAUUUUUUUUGUUCAUUCUCAACAUACUUGACCUGCAAGACGUCAGUUGAAUUUUCUUUCUUGUAUUUCCACUCUUUGUGGCAAUAGUCGAAAGAAGCCGUUAACUCAUUCUACCCUCCAUAUUGGAGCUUGUUUUUUUCCCACUGGAGCUCAUUAAAAAACUAAAAGUUUACUUGAUCUUUAAACGUAAGAUUGUUUCUCCCUUAGCGUCAUCAAGAUGAACGGAUAACAGUUGUUUCCGCUGGAGAUUUUGUUGGAAUAGGAGGGCGUUUCUUUCUGGGUGACCUUUUUAGGAAUAAUUAAAUUUACCCAGUGACUUUUAUUACUAAAGCGGUUUCACCCGUGACUUUAUCUGCUAAUGAGAUUACUCAAAUGCCAUUGUCUUUACAUCUAGCUAAAACAUCACUGUCUGUUAGGCCCAUUGAAUGCAUGUUAAGGCAAUAAUACUUGUUAAACCUUUCUGGAACAAAAUAAUGUUCUUACAGAAGUUGAGUAUAUACAUUAAAAGUUUAUAUUUUAUGUUCAGUGCCUUUCAAAAGGUUCUUCUGAAUGCAUAUUGGACCAUAGAAAGGUUUUAUUGUAUUAGUAUACCUGGAAUAGGAAUAAAAGAAAAACUUUAUAUCAGCUUUAGUUUUUGCUGAGGUUUUCGAGGUGUUACUACUGCUAUUUUAGUUAUUUUGUCUUUUUGUUUGCUUUGAAAGUAAUCAGCAAGGUUUGAGUGUUUCUGGCAUUUGAACGUUUUAGAUGUAAAAACCUUUUCUUGCUUCACCCUUCUCUUUAGAAUAAAUUACAAAUUGCAAAGGGUUUUAACACUUAAAUGUAACACUACCAGCGAGACGGUUAGAUUACUCAUUUUAAGCUUGAAAUAUAGUUCUCACUAUGCAACUGUUUUGCGUUAGAUUCAGACUAGACAGAUAUCGAAAACAACACUGCAUAAUUUCCUUAAAACAAGAUGCUAUGUUCUUUCUUGCAUCUUUAAAGCUAAACUGUUAUAUGUUGUAAAUAAGUUAGCUAGGUAAAACUCUGUAUAUUGGCAAAGAGAACUCUUCUUGUAUGUUGUAAAUAUGUAAAAUUAUUCCUUUUGUUAGUCUGCAAACUGUCUAUUAAAAUACUUAUUUUUAUAUGCUAUUAAUCAAUGCUCUCUCACCUUUGUAAAAGCAAUGGAUAUGUCAAUAAAGUCUGUGAAAUAUC
This is a messenger RNA of Danio aesculapii, 10267 nucleotides long. It is a transcript of the gene mgaa, whose product is annotated as MAX dimerization protein MGA a. The record is from RefSeq and is a predicted model, not a curated record. Gene Ontology annotation, biological process: cell fate specification; positive regulation of DNA-templated transcription; regulation of transcription by RNA polymerase II. Gene Ontology annotation, molecular function: DNA-binding transcription factor activity, RNA polymerase II-specific; protein dimerization activity; RNA polymerase II cis-regulatory region sequence-specific DNA binding. NCBI's taxonomy places the organism in Eukaryota, Metazoa, Chordata, Actinopteri, Cypriniformes, Danionidae. Gene Ontology annotation, cellular component: nucleus. Bases 388 to 8892 code for a protein of 2834 amino acids. The transcript is spliced from 25 exons.